Molecule: messenger RNA, 1546 nt
Organism: Dromaius novaehollandiae (emu)
Lineage: Eukaryota; Metazoa; Chordata; Aves; Casuariiformes; Dromaiidae
Product: dynein axonemal assembly factor 6-like
Exons: 7
Coding region: 72-668 (198 amino acids)
Biological process (GO): flagellated sperm motility; axonemal dynein complex assembly
Cellular component (GO): cytoplasm
Molecular function (GO): protein-folding chaperone binding; dynein intermediate chain binding
Source: RefSeq, a predicted model, not a curated record
ACUGUGGCAACGGAGGACGCGGCCGGUGCCGGGUGACGGUUGCAGGCGGCGGUUGCAGGCGGCGGUAAGCUAUGGAUAUGGAUAUAGAUAGUAUUUCCUCAGUCUCUUCUCUGCAGUCCCUUGCCAAGCUACUCAGUGAUGCUCAAGAAGAAGAUGACGACGACGACGACGACGAUGGGCCACGCUGUUCUGUUAGUGCCAUGGCUCCUGGUAAUAUUGGACCAGUAAAGAAAGAGACCACUGUUACAGGUACUUUUCAAGUGAAAUCUGAAAAUAGUAAAAUGAUUUGGAAUACAGAGGAAGUCCCAGAAGGAUCAGAAUUUGAUGAUACCUGGGAUCCUAGGGAACAGCCAGAGUAUGAGAUUUUAUUCAAACAGCGAGUGGGAACAGAGGACGUCUUCUUAGGGAUGAGCAGGAAAGACCCUUCCACAGCCUGCUGUGAAGACAUGGUGAUUAAAAUCAAACUGCCAGAGACAAAGUUCUCGGACAUCACUUUAGACAUCCAGGACAAGGUUCUUGACCUUCGAACCCCACAAAAGAAGCUGUUGCUGCACCUCCCCCACCCUGUGGACAGCAGGAAUGGAAAAGCUCAUUUCCUCUCCGAAGAGGAGAUCUUGGAAGUCACCUUGAGGAUGACAAGGGAGUUUGACUUCAUCAAUUUCGCCUGAUGGAUAGAGAAGUGGGGAAAAUUUUCAAAAAGUGACCCCUGAACUUUUGAAGUCUUCUCAGGAUCUAACUGGUCAUCAAACAGUAGAUUGUUCCCCUUGAACAGUCCAGGGGGAAAAUCCCUGGAGAAAUUAAAUGAGUUAGGAGGAACGAAAGAGAAAGGAAAAGAUGUAUUUAGAACACCCAUAGAAUCUGUAGGCUGGGGCUGUCCAGCUCUUGCGCUGCUCUAGUUAACGUUCCGCCUCCUUCAGUCUGAUACAGGCCUGUGAAUCAGGCAAUUGGAGAUCACAAAUUCUGUAAGCCAGGAAAAGUCUUUCAGUGGCUGUGUCUGAUAAGUAGCACAAUGAGGCUCUGGCCCAUGACUGUGUUUCUUAGUUACUAUUGCCAGAUUGCAAGUGAUAAUAUUCCUGCUUGGCCUCCUAUUAGAGAAGCUGAGAACAAGGCCAGUUCAGAACUCACUUUUAGCUACUCUUAGGUGAGGAGCUCUACACUUUCCAGGGCUCCAUUUCCACACCUGAGUCUCCUUUACACUGGCAGAAGAAGAUACCCUGCUAUAGUUAGACUGUUGAACAGCUCAGCUCUUUUGAACGAUUUUUGGCAAUGUGUGGUUCAGUGUCAUCUAUUCACCUGCUAUCCCUCCAGCUAUUCUUCUGAUCUUUCUUAAUUAAUAAAAGUGUGUGUUCUAAUGAACUGUUCUAGUUAGCUUCAACUCUCCCUUCUCUGCAGUAUGUUCUGAGAGACUUUCUAGAAGUGAGAUAAGAGAACUUGGAAUAACAAAGCAUCAUUUUCUUAAAUGGCUGAAGCAUGGCAGAAGCUUUUCUAUGGCCUUCAGGUCUAAUCUAGAGCCACACAGGUGGGUAAUAAAGAUUCUCUUUUACUA